Molecule: messenger RNA, 7973 nt
Organism: Falco peregrinus (peregrine falcon)
Lineage: Eukaryota; Metazoa; Chordata; Aves; Falconiformes; Falconidae
Gene: PROB1
Product: proline rich basic protein 1
Exons: 1
Coding region: 3346-7440 (1364 amino acids)
Cellular component (GO): nucleoplasm
Source: RefSeq, a predicted model, not a curated record
GCGGGAGAUGGCGGGGCCCGGAGCUGCCGCAUCCCCCGCCGCGCCGUGGCCGAGGACGGGGCGCUCCUCCCGGGGCGGGGGGAGGCUGCGAGGCCCGGCCCGUUCGGUCAGGCCCCCGCCGUGAGGCCGGCGUGCCGGGGCCCGGGAGCUCUGGCUGCAGCCGCCAUCUCGGCAGCCCGGAGCCUGUAGGCCCCAGCAGUGGGCAACCGUGCCGCCGGCUCGGGCAUCCCUGCCCGGGCACCCCCGGCUCGGGCAUCCCUGCCCGGGCACCCCGGGCUCGGGCGUCCCCGGCUGAGGCACCCCCUGCCCGGCUAUCCCUGCCCGGGCACCCCCUGCUCCCCACAGCCAGGCCACACGGUUUGGGUUCCCAGUUCGGCGGUGGCCGUGCCAGGCCCCUCGCACAGGCCACCCCGCGGCUGGGCCAGCCGAGCCCCAGGCUCAGGCACCCGGCACUGAAGUGCCCGAGCUUUGCCAGAGCUGCUGCCGUGCGGUGGGUGCCCGGACCCCCCCCGAACGCUGGCGGCAGCAUCACGGGUCCCUGCCCCGCCGGGCCGGUGUGUCCUGCUCCUCUGGAGUUGCGAAAAGAGCGUGGGAGAGGCAGGUCCUGCCGUGGCAGCCCUCAUCUCCCUCCUCACCGCCUCUCCCAAGCCUGCCAGCGCCGAGAGGCAAGUGCGCAGAGCUGGCACAAAAAGCAGGUUAAUAAGCAAAUGCCACGGUAAGUCUACAGGCAGUAUCAUGCUGGCUUAAACAUAAAAGUAAAUCAGUAUUUAAUGAGCGAGCCUGGCUCAGCCUGUUGUUCAGUAACAUGCUUGUGCCUAACAGGCUGCUCCUGCGCACACCCCAAAGUGCUUUGGGUGCUGGAAGUUUACAGCUCCUUAACUUAAAAUGGUUGUAUUUCAGUUGGUAGGACGACCCCGGGGCCCUCUGCUACGCCCUGCUCUAUGUACUGAUCAGAAAUCACGAGCCACACGGAGAGGGGACAGACCCCAGGAGCAGGAGGAGAUGCAGGCACCGCAGCCUGGCGUUGCUGGCAGCCUGGGGCUGCAGCCGGGGCGGUGAGAGGGGGCUGCCCAGCCCCUUCCCUCUGCUUCACCAGCACACCCAGACAGGUUGGUCCUGGCAGCCUCAGCGGUGCUGGUUUCGAAACCAGCCAAGCCAGCAGUCCUCGCCGCAACCCGGCCAUGCUUUUCCAUAGCGCUGGCCCUAGGGAGCAGGGGCUGUACCAGAGCAUCCCACCUCCCACAGCACUGCGAGCAGGUGCCAGGGCAGCGGAUGAGCGGUGGGGUGUGCGGCGGGACUUUCCAGCUACCCUGGCAGCCUCCGGUUCUGCCGCACCACCUGUCGCAGCGGGUGACUCUGACCAUCUCGCUUUAGGCAGGACCUAGGUGUCGGAGUGAAAGAUGCAGCAGCAGCAAGAAUUGUGCCUAGUGUGAGGGCUGCAAAGGAGGCACGGGGAAGGUUCGGAGUGGUUGGACAAGUCGUUGCCCCAAAUCUGCCUCACACGUGCUGCCAGGACAGCGGGACCUGCAGGCAGUAGCACAAGGACAUUUCCCUCUGUGCCCAGGGAGAGCUGCCGCGAUCCCCCCCAGGUUAUUUUACCUUACCCAGAGCGUUGCCAGCUCCUGCAGCCCAUGUCCCCCUGUUCCACCCUUCCUCCUCGCCCCCAGCAGUGGUACCCUGAAGGCAGUGGCAAGGCACCCAGGGAGGCUCGGCAGGACGCCGGUGACCCCAGGCUGGGCCACCCUCCCUUUCCCACCAAGUAGCAGUGGCACUGGGAUGCUGGGCUGACUGGGAUGCUGGGCACAGCUGUCAGCGGAGGGAGGGAAUGAAACAGCAGCUCUCUGGGAUCCAGACCAGCCAGGGACCGAGGGGUCGGUCCAGCCUGAGGGCACUGCACCCCCCUGCCCUGCUGUGGGUCUGUACACCCCCACCUCCCCCCGGCACUGCAAAUCCAGCAGCAGGUGGGGGCUGUGGGCACGGCCCCGCAGUGCAGCCAGCCGCGCUGUGCUGGGGCUGGAGCCAGCAGUGACUCAGCAGGCGCCCGCCGGGCGGCCCUGCCACAAGCCCCUGCUGCCCGGAGCUGGGCACGGGGCUCGGGGAUGCUCCCGGCCAGCCCCCGGCUGAGGGCUGGACCCCUCUUCGCGUGGGGACCGUAGGGUGGUUGCGGCACACGAGCAGUAGCCCAAGGGUUUGGGGGGCAGCAUGCCAUCCGGGCAGCGCUGGCAGCCACAUCCCACUGGCUCCCUGCAGCGCUGGGCUGUAGGGAUUUGGGGACUUGAAAUCCCACGUGUGCAGAGUCUCGCGCAAGGACACCGUGCAGGACACCGUGCCGGCCAGCGCUGCCCACGGCGGGUCUCUGCUCCUGUGGGCAUGAAUGCCACCUGCAAGCACAGCCCUGCUCAGCAGGGAAGGGUUAAGCGCCGUGCCGGCUAUCAGGGAAGCUUUCCUCUCCUCCUUCUUGCCAAGGUUUAAAUUUAGUCCCUGCAUGAACCCAGAGGACUCGGGCAUCAGGUUGCACCGGGGCUGGCAGCGCCAGGAGCACCUGCCACCACUGCUUCUCUGCAAAAAUCCCCCUGAAAGCUGGAACUGAGCUCCGCUGGCAGCAGCCGGGGCCAAGAAGCCGCAGAGACCCCAGUGCCAUCCAGGGCACCCCAGCUGCUCCUGUAGGUUUCCCCAAGAAAGGCCAAUACUGCCUGUCCGUCGUUCGGCUCUUGUGAGCCCCGGAGCGCUCAGUGCCGGUUUGAUUUGAGACCUUCGGUUUGCUCCUGGUUGCUUGCGAUUAGUGACGGGGGAUAAGGUGGGUUUUGGGGCAGCCCCCAGGAUGAGGACACGCCAUCCCUGUGGCAAGGCAGGCAGAGGUUCUGGGAAAGGAGCUGUGGUGGGGAUGGAGCAGCAGCCUGGGACCCCAGCCGUGCCUACUGCGCUGGGGAGGGGACAUCCCCAGAGGGGCCUGGGGGUCCCCCAGCUCCAGGCAAGCCCAGCACACUGCAGCGGGGGGCACGCGCCCGGGUACCCUUGUGGGGUGUGGGGAUGCGCUGGCGCCUCACCUGUGGGUUUGGGGAGCAGCAGUGCAGGGUGAAGGGGCAGGGGAUGGUGCUGGCAGCCCCCCUGCAGCCCCCUAAAGCCGGGGGCGGCGGUGGCAUCCUUGCAAUGCGCUUGGCAUCGCCGCCCCCAGGCUGGCGCUCGCUGAUGUCCAUGUGAUCGAGGGGCUGCUCUGUGCUGCUGCUGGGUCCAGCCGGCGAGGAGAAGCCAGAAGGUCGAGCCAGCGUCCCCGGCGGAGCGUCCCCAGCACCGAGGAGGGUGCCCUGGCACCGGCUGGCACCCCCGGGGGCCACCCCUGCCAGGAUGCCCCGCAGGAAGAGGGACCCCAUCCUGCUGUCCCACGCCGAGCUGCCCAGCAUGGAUGGCGAGGGUCCCUGCACUGGUGGGGAUGGCCGGCGGUCCCUGUCGGAGGAGGAGGGCCACCUCCCCGGCCUCCCCCGUGAUGACCUCGCCAAGAGCAUGUCGGGCUCCUCCGUCUCCUCCUACCACUCUGCCCUGUGCUCAGAGGGGACAGAGACCUUCAAGGACUGCCUGGAGUUUCUGGAAGAGGAGGGGGUGCCCCCCCGGGCUGCCGCAGGGCACUGGGCUCCGGCGGGGCCCCCCACCGUCCCCCCACCACCCGGCCCCAGCGCCCGCCCGCGGCAGGCUCAGCUGUCCAGCGCUGCUAAGAAUAGCCCAGUGCCGGGGCAGGGGGGCAGGAUGGGUCCCCGCGGUGGGGACCGGCAGCCUGUCACCACCCCAGCCCCGGAGCUGGGGAUGCUCAGCGGGGCGCCCAGUGAUUCGGAUGAGGUGGACGGCGAGGUACGAGCACUGACGGCCAGGGCUUUCCACAGCCUCUCGGGUCUCCCUGGAGCUCGCCUGGACAUGUGCAGCUCCCACACCUCCUCCAGCCUCUCUAACUCGCUGUCAGAGGACGGCGGGCGACCGCGGCGGUGGCCGGUGGCUGGCAGUGAGCCCCGGGGCACGGUGGCCGCCCUCCCUGGCCGGGCAGGCUGGCCCUUCCCUGCCAGCACGGAUGGGGAGCUGCUGGGCUUACUGGGGAAGGAGCAGUUUGAGUGCGUGGAUGUGGAGCUGGAGAGCGGGGAGGCCAGGAAGGGCCACGGCAAGAAGAGGACCGUCCCGAAGCGCCAGAUCCUGCUGAAGAGGAAGGAGAGGAAGGAGACGGGUUUUGGCCCCCGGGGGGACGGUUCAGCCCCCCAGCCCCUACCCCCUGCCAGGAAGGAGCCCCCCAGCAAGGGCAGGGCUGUCGGUGAGGACUUCAGGCUCAACUACAAGCAGUUCGUGAAGACAGCCUCCCUGGAUGCCGACACCAGCAAGACCAGGGCAGCCUCUUGUCUGGUGAAAAACGUACUCGCCAAGAAGAUGCAAUAUGAGCAGAGGAUCAAGAUGGAGCAGAAGGGGCUGUGGGGCAGCUCGACCUCCUCGGGGCUGUCCUCCACCGGCACCGACCUGCUGGGGGACGGUCUGGAGGGCAAGUCCAGCUCACUCUCCCGCUCAGACUGCAGCUUCUCGGCUGAGGACCUGCGGGGUGGCAGGGUGCCGGCGGCCGCGGUGGCCCUGAGGGAUGUCACCACCACCACCCACCCCACCAAGGGGGUGGUGCUGAGUGAGGCGACGAGGGAUAGCGUCUGCAAGCUGAAGACGACCUUCAAUGAGCUCAACGAGAGGAUGAAGUACCAGGAGGUGCUGGAGGGCCACUGGCUGCCUGGUACCACCGAGGAACCGACGUCGGAGAGGAUCCGCUACCGGCGAGCGCGCGCCUUGUUCGAAGCCCACCCUGGGGUGGGGAAGGUGCUGGACAUCGCCCCCAGAUUUGAGAAAGCGCCAAAGCCGUGGCCCAGCCUGAAGCAGCGAGCCAUCCUCCCCAGCCACCCCCAAGCCCUCCCCUUCAAGGGCGACAGCCCAGCGCUCCCUGCCACGCCACCACACCGCCUCUUCACCUCCCAGGCGCAGGAGGUGAGGCUGGUGCCGCAGAGCCGGCAGGAGGAGAAGCUGCCAGUGGUGCCCCCACAGCCGCCCAGCCCCGGUCCCCCAGCCCAGGGGUGCCCACCGGCUGCCCCCCCCAAGCCAGAUGAGAAGGGGAAGGGGAAGGGGCGCAUCCCGCAGCCCCGGGACGUGCGCAAGCUGGUGAAGAGCAGCUACAACCUGUGCUUCGGGACUGCCGGCGCAUCCCGUGGCACCACAGCACCGGCGAGCACCGGGGACCCACCGCCGGCCACCCCGCUUGUCAUCCACUGCACCUCAGUCUGCCGCCGGGAGCCAGCGACGGAGCCAGGGGACAAGGAGGCGCUGGCAGCUGCCAGCCCAGAGCCAGCCCCACCAUGUGCCGACGACCCUGCAAAGCUCACGGGCAGCGGGCCCGUGCCCACCCAGGGCUCCCCUGUCCACAUCACGAGGGUCCAGGCCACGCGGAGGGGGGCGGCCACCACAGAGGGGCCACCAGCAUCCCCCCCGCGCCGGGAGCGCAGCGAGCUCAGGGUGCCACCACGGGCAAUGGUGGCCGAGGGGGUGCCACACAUGGAGACCCACCUCCAUGUCCUGGUGGGCCGGCGGUCCCCGGUGGCAGCUGGGGAGGGGUCCCCGGCCCAGAGCAGUGCGGUGCUGUGGGCAGAGAAGACCAUUCUCUUUCCGCCACCACCGCCGAGUCCCAAGGAGGGAGAGGAGGGAUGCAGCCAUGGUGGCACCGGAGGGCUCCUCACUGCCAAGGGGCUUGAGUCAACGGUGCAGCAGCACGGCAGCAGCGACAGUGGGGACCCCCAAGCUGGACCCCCAGCCAGCAGUGCACGCCCACAGCCUGUGAAACCAGCAGCAAGAAGCACGCCAGAGCUGCCCGUGAGCGAGCAGAGGCAGAAGCAGCCAGGCAGCCAGCUGGUGCCAACAGGGAGCGGCAGCUCUGCUGGUGACACCGGCCCCACCGCCCCAUUUCAAGCCAGGGAGGGCACCGAGGGUCCCCCUGGCCGGCUGCCGGAGCAGGGGGAGGUCUGGGAGCACUCACCAAAGUGGCCGGCACCCACCGAGCCAUACCUUCCUGCUGCCCCGGCGGAGAACUCCAACUACUUAGCAAUUCCUGUGAAAGCCCCCAAACCCUCUCCAAUGCCAAAGCUGCCCCCAGUCCCCAGCCUGGCCAGCACGUCCUUCGGGACCCCUGCAGUCCCCAGCCUGGCCAAUGCAUCCUUUGGGACCCCCACAGUCCCCAACCCAGCUAGCACAGCCUCUGGGACCCCUUUGGUCUCCAAGCCAGCCAGCGCAUCCUUUGGGACACCCAUGGUCCCCAACAUGACCAACUCAUCCUAUGGCUACCCAUCGGCCUCCAGCCUGGCCAGCACAUCAUUUGGGACUCCCUUGGUCUCCAAGCCCACCAACAAGUCAUUUGGGACCUCCUUUAUCCCCUACCCAGCCAGUGCAUCCUUUGGGACCCCCCUGGUUCCCAACUUGUGUGGUACAUCCUUUGGGACCCCCUUGGUCCCUAACUCAGCCAACGCACCCUUUGGGUCCCCUUUGGUCCAUAGUCUGGCCAACUCAUCACUUGGCACCCCCUUGGUCCCCAGCCCAGCCAGCUCAUCCUUUGGGUCCCCUUUGGCCCCCAACCCGGUCCCUGGUUCCCUUGGGCACCCAUCAGUCUCCAACACAGUCCACUCAUCCCUUGGAUCCCCUUUGGUCCCCAUCCCAGCCAUCGCUCCACUGGGGACCGGUGUGCGUCCCCUGACUGGUGGGGAAGUGCCCUGGAGCAAACCUAUCGCCGAGCCCCCCCUGCCUCAGCCCCCCGAGGGCCCAGCCGCCACCAAGCGCCCAGUGCUGCUGCCCCCAGCCCAGCCCCAGCCUCGCCCUGAGGAUGCUCCCCAGGUCCUAAGGAGGACCGAUGGUACCUUGCCGAGCAGUAAGACCACGCCAAGCCCCACCAGGCCCUUUGUCCCCCACCUGCCCACACACCGGAGGAUGCUCGUCGAUCCUGACAGUGGGAAAUGCUACUACAUGGAGCCACCGCAGCAGCCCCAGCUGAAAACACUCUACGACCCUGAGACCGGGCAGUACCUGGAGGUGCUCAUCCCACCGGUGGCCUCACACACUGGGCUCUACCAGGCUCCUUUCAACCCACUGGUCAUGGCCCCGGGGGUCUAUGGCCCACCCUACAUGCCUUACAGUGGCUUCUCGGGGCUGCCGGCACCCCCACCGCCCUCUGCCCCCUCUCCGGUGCGCCCUGACCUGCCAGCUGCUGACAACCCCAGCUCCUCUGGGACCGUCAGCUCUGCCUCCAAGAGCGAAGGGCCACCCGCUGCCGGAGGUCCCGACUGUGGGUACAUGGAGAGCCUGUAUUACAUCCCCACGGGGAUGCGGGCCAGCCCCGGCCCGCCCCCUGCCCACGCCAGCCCUGAGAAGGGACCGCUGCUCCAGAUGUGACGGCCCCUGGCUGAGGACAGACUUGCAUAGCAUGUCCUUUCCCGAUGGCUGGGCUUUCACCCCAAAGUCAGCAUCACCCCCAGCACGGGAGGGGUCCCCAGCCCCGGCCGAGCUGGUGAAGCACCGAGGGGUGAGGGGCAGUGGCUGGACAUCACUGGCUCCUCAUGGGAAUGGGGAGAAAAAGAUAUUUUCCAGUGUGAGCACCUGCCAGCACUGGGGGGGCCUGAAGCCACAUCCCCCGGCAAGCAAAGGGACCAGAUGCGCGGCCUCCACUUCCCCCCGUACUGCCGGUCCCAUCCCAAGGGUGACCGGGGCUGGUGGGCACAGGGGGUGAUGGCCUGGCUACCAUCAGCCCCCCCAGCAGGCACGGCUGCAGCACGGACUCCCUAAAAUAGUAAUAAAAAUGCUGAGCCAGCAUUAAAACCUGCGUAUUCAGCCUGUGUUUGUGUAGUCUGUAAAGGGGGUGUGAGGGGCUCCUGCAGCCCCUGUGGGGGGUCAGAGGGGCUGAGGCACUUGCAGCCCAUCUGUCUGUC